UGCGUAACGAUAUUGAUGACUUGUCUAACAUUCAUUGGAAUUAUUGUAUCCUUGAUGAAGGACAUGUAAUUAAAAAUGGAAAAACAAAGAUAACUAAAGCCGUUAAGACGGUGAAAGCAAAUCACCGACUAAUAUUAUCCGGAACUCCCAUUCAGAAUAAUGUUUUAGAACUAUGGUCACUCUUUGAUUUCUUAAUGCCCGGAUUUUUGGGAACAGAAAAACAAUUCAAUGAAAGAUUUGGAAAACCCAUAUUAGCAAGUAGAGAUAGUAAGAGCUCAUCUAAAGAACAAGAAGCUG
Messenger RNA from Dentiscutata erythropus, 297 nucleotides. The record is from the annotation of a GenBank genome assembly. Lineage: Eukaryota; Fungi; Glomeromycota; Glomeromycetes; Diversisporales; Gigasporaceae.